AUGCAUGUUUCAAGUGCCUCCGUGAAAAAAUGGGGAUACAAAGUGCGGUUACAGAGCACUGAAAGUGUGCACACAGAGUCAUGGAAUAACGGCCUCAAGAAGUUAAAACAGGGUCAGGGAAUUGAGCGGAAGUUCACAGCCGAGCCGCUACCUCAGAAUGUGCCGCGUGGCGGCGUGGCACGGUUUACGUGCCAGAUAGAAGCGGUUCCCCCAGCCAUCUAUGUGUGGGAGCGGGAUGGAAAACCUCUACCUCAAAACAACAGGUAUUUCACACUUAACUCAGGAAUUUUACAAAUCACGGGUGUACAAGCGGACGAUGCGGGUCUUUAUCGAUGUUACGCUACUCAGGGGUCGACCGGCAGUCAGGCCGGGGAAGUUCACGAUAUCGAGAGUCGAUACAGCCAGGAAGCGGAGCUCAUUGUCGAUUCAGGUUUACCUCUGGGCCCAGCUAAGAUCGUGGGCCCUGCAGUUGAUGAAGUGACGGUGCGUGCCGGACAACCAACAAUUCUUGAGUGUCUGGUGCAAGGUUACACAGGAGCAGUGCAUUGGACACAAGAAUCAAUGGAUGCCCAGGGACGUACCGUCUCCACGCCCGUUUGGACGGACGAACAAACCGUCAUGUACGGCAGUAAUCUACAGAUUGUACACACACACGUGAAGCAAGCUGGGACGUACGUGUGUCGCGCGGGGACUCUGGCGAUCACAAGGAAACUUCACAUCAUCAGCAAGCCAGUGAUUCUAUCGAUCACACCGGAGGGAGGUGUGAGGAAACCAAACCGUCAGUGGGUUUAUGUGCGAUGUGAGUUUGAAGGACACCCUCGGCCGACCAUCACCUGGCUUAAGGACGGGGUAGAGGUCACCAAACUCACUGGGACACAGUAUAAAAUCCAGGAACAAGAACGUGAGUUGGCAAUUGUUCUUGGAGAGGUGAAGGCGUCCGGAUACUACCAGUGUGUUGCCAGUAACGAGGCCGGGUCAGUGAGUGCGUUCACCCACGUUGAGUUCUACAUGAAUGCAAAUGUGCCCUCCGCUCCACAAAACCUCAGGGUGCGCUUCCUGGACAGUAGGCGUCUGCGAGUGACCUGGGAUCCUCCGACCACGGGAGCUAUGUGGUAUAUUAUCCAUUAUAGCAACGAGCGUACAGGCAUUAAGGCGGAGGUAGUGAGCAUGUCCACAAAUCAUGACCUGGGGAACCUGGAUCCCUAUACCAACUACACCAUCUCGGUGACCCCGGCCUCACAGAAUGGAAUCGGUGUUAGCUCAGACCAGCUGGUUGUCACAACGAUGGAGGAAGCACCAGAAAGACCUCCAUCAGUGACACUGGAGCCUCAUGUCGGUGGUUUGCAUGUGAGUUGGGAAGUCUUACCUGCAAUAGAGGCCCAAGGGGUGAUCACGGGUUAUACCAUAUAUGUGAGGAAACAGGGGGGACAGGAUGUCACAGAAAUAACUUUAAAUGGCACUGUAACCAGCCAUGCUGUGAAUGGACUUGAGCCUGGUACUGAUUAUGAGGUGCGGGCUAUCGCAUUUACCUCUGUCCCGUACUACAACUCCCCACCGUUCUCGCUCGCUCGCUGGCCCUGGGUUCCUGUAACCACAGAGACAGAAGGAACUGGGGAUUUCACAGGUGAGGAGCCCAUUUUGAAGCUCAGGGCAGUGAACUCCAGCACGCUUGAUGUGACGUGGGCUUUUAAUGCAGAACUCCCUGUCAGCAGCUUCAUGCUGGAGUUACGGGUGCUGCCCGGUGGAAGAAUUGUGCAGUCACAUGACCUAUCCCCAGCAGCACGGGCUCAUGUUUUUUAUGGUUUGGUGGAGAGCCAGUUGUACGAGGUGAAAGUGCGUGUUGUCAUGACAACAGGGGAGGAAACUGAGGUUGUACAGGAAGUAAGCCUCGUAGACCUGCCCCGCCCACCUGUACCCUUCGAUGUCAGCGUCACCCUCGUUCUCAUGACCAGUCUGCAAGUCGACUGGCAGGUUGUGUCACCCAGUUUGGAGGUCAGCCAAUUUACCGUCAAGUAUUCAAGAGUGACUUCCCCUGACAGUCAGAAUGGUUCACAACCAGAGGAAAAGUUCAUCAUCAGCGAUGUGCCCUCUGUGUUGAUAUCCGACCUCCAGCCGGCUACAACGUACCAGAUAUCUGUACGGUCACACGUGGACGGCGUAGCGGGAUCAUUCUCUCCAACCCUGUAUGCUCAGACUGCUCCCGAAGGUGAGGAUCAAAACCAGGUCCCAUCAGAGCCCCAGAACCUGCGGGUCCAGACCCUGGAGAAUGGGCAGGUGUCUGUCGCCUGGCAACCACCCCGGCAACCCAACGGUCAGAUCCGAUCUUACACGGUGUACUACACCAACAAGGCGGUUGGCAGCGAGCAGGACUGGCAGCGUGUUGUGAAGAAUGGCUCAGAGAAUCGUGCUGUCAUCACUGUUACUGGUGGCAACAGUCACUUGCUCUAUGUCAAGGUCCAGGCCAACACAGACUCCGGUCCAGGGGAGAUAACCAGCCCUGUCUCCGUGAAUACCAGUACUCACACAGGCUCUGCCAAGACCAGUCCCGAUAAUCGCACCCUGGGAAUAAUCAUCGGUGUCAGCAUCGGUCUGUUCUGUAUUAUCAUCUGUGUGAUCAUCAUUCUGCUUAGAAACAGAUGUUUUGGCCCGCCCAGCCAACCAGAACACACCUCCUCAUUUCCCCGAAGUCCUGGUAACCAUUGUCACAACAAUGGGCACCUGCCUGGUAACGGAAACGGUCACGCCCACCUGCUGUUGGAUGGGGUUCAGGCAGGGUCAGUCCCAGGAGGAGGGAUAUAUGAGAUGGCCCCCAUGUUGCCGGAGAAUGAACAUUCAGACUCCAAGGGAGGAGGAACUGGCAAUGUGAUUCUGACACCAAACGGAGCCAAGUUGAACGGGUUUGUGCCCCUGAGCAAGCGUAAUGGGCUGACCAAUGGAAAGCUGCCAAAUGGUCAUAUGACCUUCUUCCCCAUCCAUCACCAGUACAGCCCAGAUCACCUGUACUCCGAGGUACCGGAGUGUGAGAGUCUGAUGGCUGAGAUGCUGGGCGGUGGGGGCACCUGCCUCCCGCAUGUUGCCGGGGAUGAGAGCCGGAAUCAUGGGCGGUGCGAGGACAGUGGCUCCCUCGACAACAUUGAUGCCAGCAGCAAUGAAGACACACUUCGGGACUCACGGGAAAACAUUGUCGUCAAACAUGGGACCGGAACGAGUGAAGGAGACAGCGGGGCGGGCAGCUAUACGUCAAGUGAUCGCAACUCUACGGGUUACAAUAUUACGGGCAGCAUUGGUCACCAACAUCCUGGGGAGCUGGGAGAAGGGGUCACACACUGCGCCGACUCUGGGCUUGGUGUUCCUGGCGUCGCCAUGGAUACGGGUCAUGUCAUGGAGUCUGCUGGGUCAACAGAUGUCCAUACCUCAUAUGGUGACUCACCGGGUUCAGGUGACUCAUCAAGGUCACAGGACCUUCCCUUGCCACAUGGUGGUUAUCCCAUACCUCAGUUGUCCAUGCCAGGAAACCAUGGUUACCAUGGAGCCGGGACAGAAUCCCAGCGCGGUGAGUUUACCUCGCCGACAAUGGCGCCAGUGUCAGUAUCCAAUCAUCAGGAAAUGCACGUUUUACCAUUGGGUACUCAAAUACCUCAUUGUCACAAUGAAUCUACCUCAUGUAACACUUCUCAGGCUCGUCAAACAUUGACUGACAGUGAAUCAGUUCAAGGUCAAGAAUCAAUGAAUUGUAACCAUGUACAAGGUGACAGGGGGAGCUCUACCUCACAGCCGUCUGCACACUCCACCCUGGGCUCAGGUUACAUUGCACCAUUAUCGGACACCCCCCAACCUGCCAGCCCAGAGCCCGGGACUGGAGGCUAUUCUCUCUCCCAGGGGAGAAGGCGACACCCAGCCAGUAACUAUGGCAACGCUGCCUACCAUGCUAAUGGGGCCCCACCACAGCUGCGGCAAACAAAUAGUUCUGUCAGGGCAAUUAACUCAGCUCAGGAAUAUGUUACGGGACAUUUUCUUGAAGAAAAUAGUCCUACAUCGGGUGAACAACCAGUUACUUCCCCUGGUCAUCAAAGGGAGGCUACCUCAGCAGGGAGAGUGGAUGGGACAAUUACCUCCCCUGGAUGGAGUGAUUCAGGGGAAAUCACUCCACCAAGUUUUGGUCUACCUCAGGCGUAUAUUGUGAACUCACCAGCGUCGGCAUCUCGUCACCGCAAAAUGUGAAUUACAGGCCAUACACUGGCCCCGGGUAAUCCCCACGGAAUAUUGACAAGCGUUAUAUUUUACCACAACUGUGCUAUAUUUCUUUAUAUAUAUGAUUAUUAUUAUGGUCUGUUUCAUUCAGUGACUAGAUAUACCUCCCAUUAUAACCUUCAGGAAGGAAGUGUAGAAACUUACGUCAAAUGUUUAAGUAUUUUUUGUUUUGCUUUUUGAACAAACUUUGGACGAUUUUGUUAAGUAUGUUUUACACUCUACCUCAUUCUGAGGGGUGGAAGGGAAAAAUGUUCUACCUGGCUUCAUUCUAUAACGUCACAUAGAACAUUAUUACCUUCACUUCUUGAUUCAGGUGAAGAGAUAUACCUCAAGAAACGAAAAUCUGGUGUUAAUUAUUUUAGGAUAUUACUGUCACAUUAUAAACACAUCCAUUUGUAAUGCAUUAUUGACAUCAUAUUGGAAAAUCCAUUGUAAGUAGAUGUGUUUUAUGUAUUAUAGGUGGAAUUUUCCGUCUUACAGGUGGAAUUUUCAAUGUGCUGGUGGAAUUUUCCAUUUUCUGGUGGAAUUUUCCAUUUGCUGAAGGAUUUUUCCAUGGAAUUUUCCAUAACUGUCAGAUUUUAUUGAAGUUCUAGUGGAAUCUUCCUAAACUAAAUGGAAUUUCCCAAAAUUGAGUAGUAAUUUUUAUUUUAAGUGCAAAGAUUAUUUCUUAAUCAAUGGGAUUUUGACGUAAGUGGAAUUUUUCAGAUUUUUAGGAGGGAAAAUUCCACAGCAUCAUAUAGCAGUGGAAUUUUCCAUAGUAAAUAUAGAAUGUGUUUCUUUACAUGAAAAGCGGGUAUAUUUUAAUAUUGACAUGUAUGUUCUUAAUGUGUUUUUUUUAUCAUUUUAUGUUAAUAUGUGACAUGAUUUAGAUGCAUUUUGCGCACAUGAUGUAUAUUGAAGUGGAGUAAUCAAAACUGUCCUAACUGCAUCACAUUUUGUUAGGAAAUAAUACACUUUGCUUCCAACAAUUGAGUAGCUACCUUUUUAUAAGAAAUUUAGAAGAUUUUAUUGAUGAUCAAGCACAAAAUUAAUUAGGAGCUUUCAAUUUUAGACUAUCACACAACUGUAAUGUUUGUUCUUUUGGGUGAAAAUCUGCAUAAACAAUGGUAAGAAGUUCCUUCAAAUGGAUAAAAAAAGGCUGUGGAAACCAUUUCACCGGGGAGCUAAGCCUCCAAACAAUGAUAACAAUAAUCCCUAUAACUUAUACCAAUUUUUGCAGAAUUUUCAUUUUUGGAAUCAUUGUUCAGCUUUCUUUUUUGUUAAUCAAUUUUAAAAUAUUUUUUUUCGAGGUAAAUUUUCAAGUAAUUAUUAAAUGUUAAGUAAUAUAAGUUGAAAUAUUGUAUCAGUAUUGCUUAUUGCAGAAAUGAUACGAAUAUUACCAACAUUAAUUAGAUGACUAUGGAAAAUGGUGUGUAUAAUAAGGUUUGUAUAUUUAUUUUUGCCCUGAGUAGAUAGUUAUGGUUUGUUUUGGAGUAUUUCAGACAGUUUACAACAACACUGUAUCAUCUAGCUGAACUGAAAGAUGGUCAGUUAGGACAGUUUUGCUCUCACACAUGUACAUUGUACUAUUGUUAAUGAAUGCAUUUUGAGUGCUAUCCUGUGUCAAGGAAAAUCGUUAAUUAUUUCAACAUUUUGUCAAAUUUUAAAAGUUUUAUUAUAUGAUCUUAGUGCUAUUUUUAUCUUAAGUUUUAUAAAACAAUGUUUAUUAAGAAAACAAUCGUAAAAACAUAAAGCAUAGUUUUAGCAAAAACUUUUUGCAAAAGUAAAUGGAAAAGUGGGUGGGGCAGGGGGCUUUAAACUCGAUACCGGGAAUACUGCACACUCAUAUAGGUGUUUUUGUGAAGCUUCACCCUUUCUUAAACAUCACAAUUUUAACAAGAGAAAAAAUAUAACAACAAAAAACAGCAUAUUCACUCCAGCGCUUGACCCUUUUCUUUAGUAUAUUUCUAGUUUUGAAGAACAAGCUCCCUACAUUUAAAAAGCCUUACUAUGAAAGAUAAUGUGGCCAUCUCGUGAACAAGGGUGCGGAGAAUGAUGGCAGUACCAGAUAUGAAAUCAUUGUGAACAGUGCGAUACAUGGAAGUUAAUAUGACUUGGUUUGAUUGCAUGUUGGACAGUUAAUCAUGUUUCUAUAUAACGUGUGUGUAUUAGCGAAUGCCUGGGCUACUCUGGAACAAUGUUUUAUCAAAAUAACACUUUGAAUUUUAGUUGUAAUCUUGUACACUUUUUAAUAUUUUUAAAAAUGAUGUAUUUUUCAGUAGAAUGGUACAUUUCUAUUGGUUGAAUUCUAUUGGUUGAAAACUGUUCUCACACAUUUUAUAAUUUAUUUUUUAAAAGGUGUUCAAAUUUAAGUUUGUUCUUAAAACAAACAUCAAAAAAAUACCUAGAUACUUAUUUAAAACAGAAAUUCAUAAAUUGAAGCUUUAAAUAAUCACUUUUCAAUACUUUCUGUCAUAUUUUCAAGUACUUAUUAUGAACAACGUUAAAAUUAUGUGGGAAAGUAACUGAUUAUUGUUUUAUUGAACACUGUUCCAGGGGACUCAGAUGGUGAAAGCGAUAAAGUUCUAUAUGCUCCUGUAUUUAAUGUCAGAACUUUUUUGCUAUCAUAUAUACAAAAGGAGACAGAAAUACAUCAUUCAACAGGUCAGGGCUAGGAGUAUGCAGGUAGUCAACAGUUUUGGAUUCAACACAGUCAACAGUUUUGAUUUCAACUCCAAAAGAACUGACUGUAUUUUGACACUUGAUUUUUUCUUAUGUUAAUGAAUUUGAAUGAUUAUCUAUACAGAAUCUGAUUUUUACAGGAGCUUUUUAAUCUAAUUUAUGGAAGUUAAUGAAAUGUUUUUAGAAGAAAGAGAAAUGUGAGGUAAAAAGGAGUGGAGGUCCUCUCUGUUCUGUUGAUUUUCUGGCCUGACCUGUUAAAACUUAUGUUGAAGUCAUUUUGGGGACUAUACUGAGAAUAGAAAACAAUUUGUUGCUAAUCGCUUAUGCCAAAUUUUAUGUAGUAGAUAGAGGCAGAUAGAUGGAAAAAUGACAGUCCUAGCAUAGAAAAGAACUGUGAAAGAGUUUAAAAGAUCACAUUUAUAUUACAUCUUUCAAUUAUAAUAGCACAAUGGUUGCUUUGGUAUAAAUUUUUUUUGUUUUUUUAAGAUUGGUCACACAAUAGGAUACGAAAUUAGUUAAGAAAAUGCAUUAGAAUGUUUCAAAGGAAUAUAUUAACUGUUGCCAAGGUUACCCUUUUACAUGCAAACUAUUGCCAAGGUUACCCUUUUACAUGUAAACUGUUGCCAAGGCUACCCUUUUACAUGCAAACUAUUGCCAAGGCUACUCUUUUACAUGCAAACUAUUGCCAAGGUUACCCUUUUACAUGUAAACUGUUGCCAAGGCUACCCUUUUACAUGCAAACUAUUGCCAAGGUUACCCUUUUACAUGUAAACUGUUGCCAAGGCUACCCUUUUACAUGUAAACUGUUGCCAAGGCUACCCUUUUACAUGCAAACUGUUGCCAAGGUUACCCUUUUACAUGUAAACUGUUGCCAAGGCUACCCUUUUACAUGUAAACUGUUGCCAAGGCUACCCUUUUACAUGCAAACUGUUGCCAAGGCUACCCUUUUACAUGCAAACUGUUGCCAAGGCUACCCUUUUACAUGUAAACUGUUGCCAAGGCUACCCUUUUACAUGCAAACUGUUGCCGAGGCUACCCUUUUACAUGUAAACUGUUCCCGAGGCUACCCUUUUACAUGCAAACUGUUGCCGAGGCUACCCUUUUACAUGUAAACUGUUGCCAAGGCUACCCUUUUACAUGCAAGCUGUUCCCAAGGCUACCCUUUUACAUGCAAACUUUUGCCGAGGCUACCCUUUUACAUGCAAACUGUUGCCGAUGUAAACUGUUGCCGAGGCUACCCUUUUACAUGUAAACUGUUGCCAAGGCUACCCUUUUACAUGUAAACUGUUGCCAAGGCUAUCCUUUUACAUGUAAACUGUUGCCAAGGCUACCCUUUUACAUGGUUACUGUUGCCAAGGCUACCCUUUUACAUGUAAACUGUUGCCAAGGCUAUCCUUUUACAUGUUAACUGUUGCCAAGGCUACCCUUUUACAUGGUUACUGUUGCCAAGGCUACCCUUUUACAUGUAAACUGUUGCCAAGGCUACCCUUUUACAUGUUAACUGCUGCCUAGGCUACAUUUUUACAUCUUUAAAUUGAUCAUAUCUUCUUUUGUUGCUAUGACAACAAAGUCAAAAGUUCAUGGUUCUUAAAUAACUAGGUGUUAAGCGGUAGAGGUAACCCACUUAUUUAUAGACAUUGUUAUAGUACAUGUAUAUUCAGAACUUAAUGAGUACUAUCUGUUCUAGCGUAUUUUCCACAGUAAAACUCCAUAUAUUCAGAAUCAAAUGAGAAUUAUAUCUCCGUACAGUUAAACUCCCUGGUUUCUGUUUUUAUAAAGAACUCUCUCUGUAUUUGGGCUGUCAAGUGGUUGUCAGACUAUCUGUACGGUGUUUUUGUUGUUAUAACUGUUUACCUGGUGCGUUUUUAACUACAUUGUUUAUUGAGUAUUUUUAUUAUGAUAUAAGUUUUAUAAUAUUGAAAUAGCUCAAAAUGGCUUCAUUUUAUAGAAUAUUUUAUACUAUGAUGAUAUUUUCUGUAAUGUAGGUUGCUUGGUCUCAUGUCUGAUGUUGGCUCAAUACCAGUGUCGGCAACUCCAGUGAUUUGUUCCGUUUAAGCUACAUAAGUACAGUGGGAAAAUUCCUGACAAGAUCUUGUUUUUAUAUUAAUGGUGUAUGGGGAAAAACUCUUCUUCCAUUAAAAUUGCAAAUUAUGAUGCAUUACUUAAAGGGGGGUUGUUAUUAAAUAUAGAAAUACAGGAUGGUAUUUUUUGUCCCAGAUUCCAAAGAACCUUAUUUGGUAUCAGUGAAACAGCUUUGAUAAUUCAUGGAUACAAGAUUUUGCUUGUGAAAUAUCCCGAGGUACUCAAUGGAGCUGAGCCUUAUGGUGUACAUGGGUUGGGGGUAAACAUCCUUCAUAUUUUAAAAGCUUUUGACAAAAUUUACACAAAUUUAUGUUUACAUGGAACUUAUAACAAGAGCUUGCACCUUGAGCAUCAAGCAUGAGAUCUGGUACCUGGCUUACAGACUGCUUUGUCUGAAAGAGAGGCCGACGGUUACCUUGCACUGAUUGAUGGAGGCUGUUUUAUGCUGAAAGUUGGCAGGUUUUUUUUUAAACUAAAGGCUGGUGUGUGGUGUUUUUGUUGGAGGCAUUGUAAACAAUGAAGUUGACUUCUUUAGUGGAGCGGUCUAAGAUAUCUUAACAAAAUGGAAAAUGUCAUAAAUUACAAACAAUUAUUGUGUUAAUUUGUUGUGAUUUUUAAAGUUUAAAGAGGUGAGUGGAAGAAAUAUUUUAGUGUCUGAACAUCAAGACUUGUUACAUUUAAGAACAAUUUACUUGUUUAUGUAACCAUGAUAAUUUUAUAACACAUUAUUAUAAAGUUCAAAAUCCAUUUCCAGUGUAAGAAUAAGAGCCAACAAUGUUUGUUGUAGGUUAACUUGAGUUCUCUCCUUUUGGACAGGCAUAUUUAUGAUACCGGUGUGUAAUUUUCAUCUUAAAAACCUUCUCUUUAUGCGAUAUUUUCAUCUUAAACUAUUUUAACCCUCUAUGUGCAUAUAAACUUAUUUAAUAUUGUAUUAAGUAGGUGAUAGUGGAAAAGGUUUCAAAGUUAAAACUCUCUUCCCUUAUAAUGUUGUGUAAAAAUAAAACUUUCAUGUUAAUUAUAAUGUUAAAUAGUUCAGUCUAUUGUGGAGCAGUCAAGCAUGGACAACUAUAAUAACUUCGGAAAUAACUGAGGGAUAACUUUCAGAGCAUUUCAUUAGAUUCUCUGUUUUUCGAGGAAAAAAUUCCAGUUAUUGUGAUAGCCUUGGAGUUGUUGUUGUUGUCGUUGCUGUCGUGCGAAAAAUUACAACUUGGCCAUAUCUCAAAAAUAGUUAAUAAUAUUGAAAUGAGACUUGGUACAUGUGUAGCCAGUAACAGUACACACAUGUACAGCAAGGCCCAUAACACACAUGUACAGCAAGGCCCAUUACACACAUGUACAGCAAGGCCCAUAACACACAUGUACAGCAAGGCCCAUUACACACAUGUACAGCAAGGCCCAUUACACACAUGUACAGCAAGGCCCAUAACACACAUGUACAGCAAGGCCCAUAACACACAUGUACAGCAAGGCCCAUUACACACAUGUACAGCAAGGCCCAUUACACACAUGUACAGCAAGGCCCAUAACACACAUGUACAGCAAGGCCCAUAACACACAUGUACAGCAAGACCCAUUACACACAUGUACAGCAAGGCCUAUUACACACAUGUACAGCAAGGCCCAUAACACACAUGUACAGCAAGGCCCAUAACACACAUGUACAGCAAGGCCCAUAACACACAUGUACAGCAAGGCCCAUUACACACAUGUACAGCAAGGCCCAUAACACACGUGUACAGCAAGGCCCAUAACACACGUGUACAGCAAGGCCCAUAACACACACGUACAGCAAGGCCCAUAACACACACGUACAGCAAGGCCCAUUACACACAUGUACAGCAAGGCCCAGUACACACAUGUACAGCAAGGCCCAUAACACACAUGUACAGCAAGGCCCAUUACACACAUGUACAGCAAGGCCCAUUACACACAUGUACAGCAAGGCCCAUAACAAACAUGUACAGCAAGGCCCAUAACACACAUGUACAGCAAGGCCCAUAACACACAUGUACAGCAAGGCCCAUAACACACAUGUACAGCAAGGCCCAUUACACACAUGUACAGCAAGGCCCAUAACACACAUGUACAGCAAGGCCCAUUACACACAUGUACAGCAAGGCCCAUUACACACAUUAGCAUGGAAAUCAACAGAUGAGUGUUGGCAUUCGGUCUGCGGUGCUGUUGUUAUACAUUAACAUAAACUCUUUACAAUAAAAUAUUUGGCUUAUCUCAAUAUAUCUUUAUAUAUAUACAUACAACUAUACACAUAUUUUAUAUGAUCUGAUAAAAGUGUUAAAUAUUUUCUAUCAUUGAAAUGCAUUUUAUUAUUUACAUUAGUUUUAUACACAAUGUUCAAGAAAUUAGAAAGAAACUGGGGAAACUUGUCUUCAGGAAGGGUUUUAUUGAAGUUAUAUAUUGUUUUAAACACCUUGUGCUGCACCCUCAAAAGGUUCAAACAAACUGAGUUUGAUCACAUUGGAAAGAAUUGCACAAAAAAUUAUACAUUUUCUCUUCAAUUUUUUAUCAAAUAUAUAUCUUCUAUCAAAAUACCAUUCAACGAGUUGUGAGUGAUAGUUGUUCAAACCUUUUAACAUGAUUUUUACUCAUUAUUUUAAAUCUUUUACUCCACAGUUUUAUAAGAAUCCCGGUUAUAAUGUUGUUCUUGUUUACAAUACCCCACAGAGGGUUACAUAUUACUGUGAAAUCAUUUAUAUUCGUUGGCAUGAAAUUUCGUGGUUUGCCGAAAAAUUACAAUUUCUUGGGUACUUGAAUUCGUGGUUUUUCGUUUUUGAAAAAAAUAAAUAAUCGAAAUUGCGAUCGUCCUAGAUCGACUGCAUUCCACACGCUGGCCCGUGAUUUACGUUGUCUACGUCACUCGGUUUAUGACACUCGCUAAAGUGGUACGACAUGCCAAUUAGUGCAUAUAUCCAUGUCAAUUAUCAAUUUAAUUGGAAAUUAAGGUCAUAAAAGAAGAUGUACCCUGAUCCUUAAUACAGAUAGACGAAGCCAUUGAAUGCCAAUUAAGCAUUUUGCAAACUGUGAAAACACCGAGAAGGUCCGUUUGUUUGAGUAAACAAUCCCUAAAGAUAGCUGAUAUUUACAAAUUCAAGUACUUUUGAAUCUCAUUUCAAUAUUUAUUCACACGCUUUUGUUUAAUAAGUAUAUUAAACUCUUUGUUUUGUACAUUGUCACAUUGGGUGCUCAGUAACCUCUAAUGUAAUCGAUUAAUUAUUUCAUUAAAGAAAUAAAAUCGAGAACCCGACACUCAUCACUCACAUUUUGUAAACCUGGAGAUUUUAAUGAACAGCACAUGUUAAGGCACGUGCUUCUGUCAUUUGUUUUAUAAAAACACAUUAAAAUGAUAUGGUUUAUUAUUUGUUAAAGGCUGAUAUGAUAUAUUAACAAAACAAUGAUAGUAAGAUAUACAGUUAGACGGAUAUUUACGAUGUUUACUGCGGCCUCUGUAACGAAAUAGCUAGAGUAUGUACAUAACAUGGCAAUUCAAAAAGGGAAUAAAGGGUCAAUAUUUCGUGGGAUCUUGAAUUCGUGGAUCACCCAACCCACGAACACCACGAACAUUAAUGCCCCACGAACAUUAAUGAUUUCACAGUAUAUCAUAUGAAUUAAAUUAUACACACUUAAAUUGCAUCACUUAUUGCUGUUACGAUUUUGUGUACUUAAAAAAUGUAGGGGAAGAAUGUGUUAAAUUGUCAAGGUCAUUUUAUACUAUUAGUUGAUAUUCCCUUGUCAACAAAUACAAUGUCAUGUGAUGAACAUGUGACCAACUUUAAACCAAUGAAAUACUUGUAUAUCAAUAUAUGUAACAUGUUCAAUGGUUUCUCUUUGUUCUGUGAACUUUAUGAUGGUGUUCUUAUUGUUUUAACUUGAAGUAUUAUCUUUCAACAUUGAAUGUUGUCAUUUUUAAUAUAAUUAGAAUUGUCAUGGUAACAUGUGGUUGUCAUGGCAAUGACUGGUCACAUGGUCAUCACAUGAUGUGAGUAUUUGGGCCAGAUUAAAUAUGUUUUGCAUGAUUAUGUUUUUUAGAAUAAUGAAAACAACGUAAUGUUAAUUUAUUAUAAGCAUUUAAUCAGCGCGAUAUUUUUAUGUUUUUUUUUAUGCAUGUAAUACAUUAAAGCCAGGUGUUUAAAUUCAGUGAUUCUUUUACCUCCAACCUUUUUACUUGGCAGUUUUUAUUUACUUAAAGAAUUAUUUCAACAUUUUAGCUAAAUGAAGGCUGGUCCAUUAAUAAUAUGUAUUUUUAUCUCUUUGUUGAAUGAACAUAUUUUUAUCACAUUUGGUAUUUUAUGCUACCACAGUAACUGUCAAUAUUUUGUCAUACAAUAGGAAACAUACUUGUUCCACCGGUUGUUGGUUCCCAGGUCACUGGUAGCUGGUUCCCAUGUUAACUGAAAGCUGGUUCCCAGGUUCACUGGUCGUUUGUUGCCAGGUUCACUGGUGGCUGGUUCCCAGGUUCACUGGAAACUGUUUCACUGGUAGCUGGUUCAUAGAUUCUCUGGUAGCUGGUUCCCAUGUUCACUGGUAGGUGGUUCCCAGGUUCACUGGUAGUUGGUUGCCAACCUCACUGGUAGCUGAUUCCCAGGUUCACUGGAAGCUGGUUCACUGGUAGCUGGUUCAUAGAUUCUCUGGUAGCUGGUUCCCAUGUUCACUGGUAGGUGGUUCCCAGGUUCACUGGUAGUUGGUUGCCAGGUUCAUUGGUAGCUGAUUCCAAGGUUCACUGGUAGCUGGUUCCUAGAUUCUCUGGUUCCCAUGUUUACUGGUAGCUGGUUCCCAUGUUCAUUGGUAGCUGGUUCCCAGGUUCACUGGAAGUGGUUCCCAGGUUCAUUGGUAGCUUGUUCCCAGAUUCAUCUAUUACCACUCACGGGGAUCGUCUCCAUUUAAGUUGCAUAGUAACUAUCUCCUUAUGAUCAGAAAUGUUUCUAUAAUUUUAAGAGAACAAGUUUUGAAUUUCCCAAAUUUCAUCAAGGGAUAUUUGAGAAUGACAGCUUUGUAAAAAUGUUUCUAGUGGAAAAUGUUUAUCUUAUUAUACUGUUGCUUGUUCUUAAAGGAACUGUAGAUUGUUUCUUAGGAACUAUGUUUCAGAUAUUUUAGCUUUUAUUGCCAACCAGAUAUGAUUUUUGUUAGAACAAACCUGUUCAAAAUUUUGAAGCGUUGCAUGGCAACAUGUACACAGUAGAAUUGUUGCCGGCCAACGGUUGCUAGGUAUCCUACCUCAACAUGACAGAUGUUCCAUGGUUACUCAGGGAGACUCACAUUACAUCACGGAACAGUGAGAGGGGUGGGAGGUUACACAACACCGAUAUCUCGCAACACAUAGGCUACAUAUAACCAAUAUCUAUAUCAAACCAUAUACAUGUAUGGAAAAACUAGUGUUGUUCUUUAUGCAUGUAAAUAAUACCUCAACAUUUAAGAGUCAACUGUUCUAAUUUUGUUCAUAUUUCGUCACUACUGGUAUUGUUCAUAUUGCAUGUUGACUUCGUCAACUGAAGCAUUUACCCCCAACAGUGGGAACACAUGAUAUUUUUUACAAGAUAUUUCUCCUUAACUCUGUACCAGAUCACUCAUGGUUUAAUCAACAGGAAUUUUAUAAAUCAUUGUGCUAUAUAAAAUGUUUUUGAUAGCUUUGGAAGAAAAAUAAAGGCACAUUUUGUUUAGUUUCAUUGGGAAAUGAAAUUGUGUUAGAUAUUAUUGUGUAAUGACCUUUCAUUUGUUUAUGACCACAAUUUGAUAUUUCUUAAAAUAUAUUUACUUUCAUCCAUUAUUUUUCAAAACCACCUGAUAUAUAUGUUAGGAUCUGAUAUUUAACUAAGGAUACAUACCACUGAUUGUAGUAUGACUGUCUGCAGGUAUUGCUGUACAGUCUGCCUCUUAUGUAGUGUAAAAUACUGAACCGGUCUGUAACAGUUGUCAUGGUAACACGCUGUUAAUGCCAGAGAUGCAUCGUAAGCAAAAAUAUUUGUUAAUGUCUUUUCAUGUAGAGAUUUAGAUGAAUGAUAUUUUCUUUACAUAUUAAAUCGGUUUGAUUUUAUGUCUGGAAUUGAUUACCAGGUAUCAGUUAAAACACAAAAUGUAAGAAAAUAUAGGUUAGAAAUCACCUUGUAUAAUUAUGAUGCUAUUUUUUAUCUUCUAAAGAAUAUAUAUUUUCUGCAAAAAUGUUAUUUUUUAAUUGUCACAUUUUGGAUAAAAUACUAAGUACAUGGUUUACUUAAUGAAUUAAUCUCAUAUUUUGUGUCUUCUAAGAUGUGUUGCCAUGGCAACGGCUGCCAACGGUGAGGUAUAAUAUCAUCCCUAAACCUCAGCUACGGAUACAUUUAUUGUAUAGCUAUGAAUUAUUAAACAUGAAAACAAA
Molecule: messenger RNA, 15361 nt
Organism: Mya arenaria
Lineage: Eukaryota; Metazoa; Mollusca; Bivalvia; Myida; Myidae
Product: protogenin B-like
Exons: 21
Coding region: 1-4221 (1406 amino acids)
Biological process (GO): cell-cell adhesion; axon guidance
Cellular component (GO): plasma membrane; axon
Molecular function (GO): protein binding
Source: RefSeq, a predicted model, not a curated record